This is a messenger RNA of Camellia sinensis, 1489 nucleotides long. RefSeq names its product 24-methylenesterol C-methyltransferase 2. Gene Ontology annotation, biological process: steroid biosynthetic process. Lineage: Eukaryota; Viridiplantae; Streptophyta; Magnoliopsida; Ericales; Theaceae. Gene Ontology annotation, molecular function: S-adenosylmethionine-dependent methyltransferase activity. The record is from RefSeq and is a predicted model, not a curated record.
AGCUUUGAGUAUUUGACUCUCACACUUGACACACAACACAAUCUCUCUCCCUCUCUCUUAUAAUGGACGCUCUCGCUCUCUUCUGCACCGCCUCUCUCAUCGCCGGCGGCCUCUACUGGUUCGUCUGCGUCCUCGGCCCCGCCGAACAGAAAGGCAAGAGCGCCGUUCACCUCUCCGGCGGCUCCAUCUCCGCCGACAAAGUCCAAGACAAUUACAAACAGUACUGGUCCUUCUUUCGCCGCCCCAAAGAAAUCGAAGUCACCGAGAACGUCCCUGCCUUCGUCGACACUUUCUACAACCUCGUCACCGACAUCUACGAAUGGGGUUGGGGCCAAUCUUUUCAUUUCUCUCCUUCCCUCCCCGGAAAAUCUGAUCGCGAAGCCACCCGCGUACACGAGGAAAUGGCAGUAGAUCUACUCAGAAUCAACCCCGGAUCCCGCAUUCUCGACGCGGGAUGCGGCGUCGGCGGCCCGAUGCGCGCAAUCGCCUCCCAUUCCGGCGCUCACGUCGUGGGAAUCACCAUCAACGAGUACCAAGUCAAUCGGGCUCGAACUCACAACAAGAAAGCCAAGCUCGAUUCGCAAUGCGAGGUCGUUUGCGGCAAUUUCCUCGAGAUGCCCUUCGAGAACGAUAGUUUUGAUGGCGCUUACUCGAUCGAAGCAACUUGUCACGCCCCGAAACUCGAAGAGGUUUAUUCCGAGAUUUACAGAGUUUUAAAGCCUGGAUCUUUGUACGUAUCGUAUGAAUGGGUGACCACGGAAUUGUACCGUGGGGACGAUGCGGAACACGUUGAUAUCAUUCAGGGGAUUGAGAGAGGCGAUGCUUUGCCUGGAUUGAGGAGUUACGAUCAGAUUGCGGAGAUUGCGAAGAAGGUAGGGUUUGAGGUUGUGAAGGAGAAAGAUUUGGCGAAGCCUCCGGCGAAACCGUGGUGGACAAGGCUGAAAAUGGGGAGAUUUGCGUAUUGGAGGAACCACAUUUUGAUUACAGUGCUUGCUUUUCUCGGGAUUGCGCCGAAAGGUGUUGUGGAUGUUCAUGAAAUGCUGUUCAAGACUGCUGAUUAUCUAGUUAGAGGGGGUGAGACUGGGAUUUUCACUCCAAUGCACAUGAUCCUCUGUAGAAAACCGGAGAAGAAGACCGCGAAUUAGUCCGAGAUCAGGGAAUUGAAGGUUAUUCUUGUGCUGUCUUUGUCUCUUUUUUUGAUCAACUCUGUUUUGGUUUUGUUAUUUAUCUGUUUUAAUUUAAUGUUUUGCGACUGUGUUUCCAGUUCAAUCUGCUCCCUUUUGAAAUUAAACUCUUGGUAUUGGGGUUUGGGUACUUUUUUAUUGAAGUAGUAGAUGCUGCUGCAAUCUUUAAUUGUAGCCAGAUUACAUAUAACUAGAGAGUUGGACAAUGUCCUCUGAUUUACCUGAGAAGUUUCUCUAGUUUAGUUUUUUUUUAUGUAAUUUUGAAUUUUCAAUGAUAUUUUCAGUGUUGCCAAUUUGAUUGUUUA